Molecule: messenger RNA, 3730 nt
Organism: Gryllus bimaculatus (two-spotted cricket)
Lineage: Eukaryota; Metazoa; Arthropoda; Insecta; Orthoptera; Gryllidae
Source: the annotation of a GenBank genome assembly
AUGCUUUGCAGGUGUGGGGCGCUGCAGGUGGGCGACCAGGUCCUGGCGGUGGGGAGCGUGCGGGUGGACGCAGCUCAAGGGGUGGGCGUGGCCGAGGUCCAAGAGAUGCUCCAACAGGCCCCGGGCUCUACCCUGGCGCUGGAAGUGCUUCCCAUUUCCUACAGCAGCAACUGGAGGCUCUCGGAAGGUCGAAGUCGAGGCUAUGCGAAUUCAAAAAGUAGUCCUGUUCAACCUCCAAGCCCCUGCUCUAGUCCUUCUGGAUUCAGUACUUUGAAUCUUCACAGAAGAGGCCAUUAUUCAAGAAGUAAGAGUGACAAUGCUCAUGAAGGAAAUUCAAGCAGUAGUGUUUUCGGAGGAAUAUGCCAUACAGAAUCAUUAUUGGUGAUACUGGAACCAGACGAGCAUGGUUUUGGACUCAGUGCAAGAGACUCAGGAACAGGGGAGGUGGUAGUAUCACAUAUAGAAAGUGAUAGUCCUGCUGAGCGAUCUGGUUGUAUUCAGACCGGAGAUAGGAUUUUAGUUGUUGGAACACAUUCAAUAACAGCAGAAAACCUCACAGCUGGAUGUGUUAUGCAUAUGCUUCAAGAAAUGAGUCAUCAAGCUUCUCGUCUGUCUCUUCAGCUAGAGUUUGAUGUUGCAGAUUCAGUAGUACCUUCCAGUGGAAUUUUCAGUGUUAAAUUAGCCAAACGUGGCAGUGGUUUAGGAAUUACAAUUACAGCUUCCAAAACUCGAACAGCAGGUGAACCGUUGCUCAUCUCAGAUAUCCGACGUGGCUCUGUUGCACAUCGAACAGGCUCAUUACAGCCAGGUGACCGACUAUUGGCAAUAAAUGGAGUACUUUUAGACCAAUGUUCAUUAGAAGAUACUCAACAUAUUCUUCAGAAUUCCUCAGAUAUUGUCACAUUACGUGUACAAAAAGAUGACUCAUUUUCAGAGCAUCCACAGAAUCAAAUAGUGGUAUAUACAGUAGAACUAGUCCGCCAUGGUGGACCACUGGGUAUCACAAUUGCAGGAUCUGAACAACCUUUUGAGCCUAUCACCAUUUCAGGACUGACUGUUGGUGGGUUAGCAGAGAAAACUGGAGCACUUCAUGUAGGAGACCGCUUAUUGGCUAUUUGUGGAGAAUCACUGCAGGGCAAACCACUCUCAGAGGCCAUUAGUCUCUUACAAAAUUCUGGUGAUACAGUCACACUGAAAAUAGCAAGAACAACAGAAAGGACAUCGAGCGCAGAACAACAAAAACAGUCUCUUGGAGAUACUAUUAAUGAAUUGUCUGCUGGCCAGUUUGGACCUGCAUUACCAUCUGUUGACAGUGCUGUGGAGUCAUGGGACAGUAUGAUGGGUCAUGCUUCACCAUCAAAUCAUGUAUCAGUGAUGGAAUUGUACCAGGCUGAAAGUGCUACAGUAAAGAGAAGACAUAAGGCUGAUUUAUCCAGUGAACCUCAACUUGGACAGUGGGAUGGGCUUUCUCGUAGUUCUCAUAGCAUUGAUAGCGGGCAAUCAGGUAGUGCCAAAAAAUUGUUUUUUCAAAGAGUAUUAUCAGAAGAUGACACAAAAGGGCAUUGGGGAAAGACAGAUGAUGUUGCUAAUAUUGAAUCAUCUGAAACCAAACAGACCCCUACAACACUAUUAACAGCACCAGAUGAAAAUCAAACAAAUCUCAGCAAUCCUCACCUUUCAUGUAAUUUACCAGAUUCUCCUCUUCCAUUGCCUCAUUACAUGCAUUGUAAUAAUGACAAAAACAGAUGUAAUGGAAACACAUUUGGUACUAAGCUAAUCAAAGAAGCUAGCAGUAGUACUGGAGAACUUUAUGAUGUGGAGGGAUGCGCCUCAUUCCUUCAACUGAACACACCCACAAAUACCAACCCCAGUCACAUGCAAUUAUACCAGGUAACCCUUUUUAAAGAUCCAGUGUAUGAAGACUUUGGAUUUAGUGUCUCUGAUGGUCUCUAUGAAAGAGGAGUGUUCAUUAACAGAAUCAGGAAAGGGGGUCCAGCAGAUCUCAGUGCAAUACUGAAGCCCUUUGACAGAAUCUUACAGGUAAACGAUACAAGGACACAUGAUUUUGACUGCUGCCUCACAGUUCCACUCAUAGCUUCAGCAGGCGAGAAGCUAGAAUUGACUGUGGCAAGAAAUCCAUACUGCUCAUCUGAAAACAAUAUUGUGUGAUAACGAUAUGAAUUAUAAACCAAGUUUCCCCAAAUGUACAAUGUAUGUUCUGAAAAUGCCCUAUAUUUUAAAUAUGGGCUGGUUAGGUAAGAGUAUGUAAUAUGCAGAAAGUAUUAAACAAUAUAGCUCAUGUACAUUACAAUUCAAACACUAACAACUACCUCCACUUAUUUUUUAUAUGAUGGAAUUGGUAUUUAAUAAAGAAAACGUACAAAUUCUAUAAGUCUUUACUACCCUGUAUCACAGAACUGAUCAUUUCUCCCAAAGAUGAAAGGACUGCUUCAAAAUUUUACAGAUCUUAUGUAUAUAUUUGAAUUAUGACCAAAAUAUGUCUACUUCAUUUAAUGACUAUUUAACUUUCACUUCAAGUAAAGAGAUUUCAGCUGUUAGCCCUGCUUUUCUACAUUCCAUCUUAAUGAGCGCAAAAAACCAUCAUUGGACUGUGUCAAAAUGUUUUGAGCAUACAUUUAAUGUGAUAGUUCAUGUCUUUAUUAUUAACUUCGCACUAGUACCUUUUUCUUCAAGGAAAUUUUCAAUAUUCAACAUUCUUUGACUUUGGUUUCGACUGACUUCAGGAAGUCAAAUGUUAAAAUUUGACCGAGUAUUCCUACCAUAUGAAAGCAAAUUUUGCAUUAGAAAUAUUUCAUACAAUACAUUUAAAUGAGAAUUGAAACAGUCAUGAAAACUUCCUUGUACUAUUUAUAUUUGUUCCAUUUUAUACCCUCAUUACAGUAUUAAACUUCAUAGUGAAUAAUAAAAAUAUGUAAUAAAAGUGUACUUUGUCACUAUGAAUAAAGAAGAGAGUCAUUGCACUUAGUGACAGAGAAAUAACAAUCAAAAAGUACUCGCAUUACCAAUUGUCAGUGCCUAAAAAAUUGAUACUAACAUAGUCAAAGCAUUGUGUAAUUUUCUCAAAACAAGUCAAAAAUUAGUAAUAGGAUUCUCUAUUCUAUGAAGGUCAAGAACGCACUGCAAAUAUUCAUCAAUUAACAGAUUACAAACAUAUAUUUCUGGUUCAAGAAAGAAAUAAAAAAUGAUCUACUUGUUCAUAAUAUACUACAGAAAGAAGUAAUGCUUCUUUGCAAUUAAUUUUUUUUUUUUAAUUUUAAGAAAAUGACUCAUACAGUUUCCAUUUUGUUUUUGAGUCUGAAAUUCUGAAACUUCCAGAAAACACUGGGCUUGCAUAUUAAUUUUCAGCUUAACAAACUUACUACAGUUGAAAUCAUCAUGAAAUCUUCACAACACAAACUAGACAAAUAAUGCAUUUUCUGAAUAAUCGUCUUUAAUUAAAAAAUAAUGAAUUUGUUAUUCAAUUUGGGGCUCUCACAUAUAUUCCUUUCACAUUUGUUUAACAGAACGCCAGAAGAAAAAUUAAUUGCACAUCAUCAAUUCCCUGUUAAAAACAGUAUCUGUCAGCGAAAAAUGUGUGUACAAUUAUAUUGUUUCUCAUGAACAGAAAUUAAUUUCUUUUUUUUCGUUAAGGUUGCAUCAACUACUAGGUCAUUAGCGGCCACUAUUGCUUGUAACGGUAUGGUUACUGUGGGUUGACACGAUAAUGAUG